This is a messenger RNA of Colletotrichum gloeosporioides, 3573 nucleotides long. RefSeq lists its product as uncharacterized. The transcript is spliced from 6 exons. Lineage: Eukaryota; Fungi; Ascomycota; Sordariomycetes; Glomerellales; Glomerellaceae. Bases 1 to 3573 code for a protein of 1190 amino acids. The record is from RefSeq and is a predicted model, not a curated record.
AUGGACCCUUUCAGUCUCACCGUUGGAGUGAUUGGCAUAUUGACAGCGGUGCAAUCAUGUCUCAAGACUAUCAACAAGAACUUCGGUCCCUCGUCUAUGUCAUCUGAAGAGAUCCAAGGCAUGAUGAACACUCUGUGGGAACUCAUUGGAGUAAUGGAAAGUCUCAAAACAUAUCACCAGCUACAUGGCGACGAUGACGAUCGAAUGACAUCCCUCAAGCCCGUGAUGACCCGCUCACGCGAGGCCAUCCAGAUCAUCGAGGACUACAUAAGUAGCGGGCGGUGGGAAAGGUUUCUUCACGGAGUCAAGUUCGACAGAAAGCUGAAGAUAGCGCUGAGAGCUCUCGACGACACCACUAAGAUUUUCCGCAUGGCCCUGGUAUCAGACCAACAUACUAUCAUGCAAGAGGUGAACAAUUAUCUUCAUAUGCUAGGUGAUGAUGUCAGGGGGGUCCAGGCUGCUCAGACCAAUGUCCAACGAGACCAUGCAUAUAGCGACGUCAUCGAUUGGCUUGAGGCAAAGUCAGACAAUAAUUUGAAUAGCCAGAUUCACGAACGAAACUUGUCCUUACGAGAUGUUGGUAGUGGAAGCUGGCUUGUGCAGCAAGCUACUUUCCAGAACUGGCUAUUAAGCACUAACGAAAGUGAGUCGAAGUCAAAGAUAUGGCUCACAGGCUCACCCGGAGCCGGAAAGUCGACUCUUUGUUCUACUGCUAUAGAGUACGUCUCGACAACGCUACGCGGGGUUUGUUUCUACUAUUUUCACCGUUUUGAUGACCAGUACGAGUCUGGCGACCGCAACAGGGUGAAGGCAGCAACCGCUCUGUUUGACCAGUCGGAGUCUGGCCACCGUAGCGGAGUGAAAGCAGCAGCGGCUCUGGUAGACCAGUUGUUCCGGUAUUUCUACAGGAAGGAUGAACGAAUGGCGACGUAUGUAAGCAACUAUGUCAAGACGGAGGAGAAGAACCUGGCCUCUUUGGCAGAGACUGCUCGCCUCAUUAUCAAGUACGCGUACGGUAGCGACAAAGAGGAUGGUGGGCUCACAGCCGCGGACCAAUUUGCUAUCCACUAUUUCCUGGACGGGGUAGAUGAGGAAAAAGGGGCAGAUGCAGCCAAAACUAUUAUCGAGCUAUUGCAUGGCCUUGAUGAAGCCGUGCCUGUGGUCCAGAAGAUUUGGGUCAGCUCUCGGCGAACAAACAUCCUAGCACGAUGUUUGACCGACUACACAGUCAUCAACUUAGACGAACACGGGAGAAGUGACGUCGAAAGCUUUCUGAUACGUAGAGUACCAGAACUUGAUGAGAGCUGGCUGAGAGCUGAAACGGUGGAAGGCAAGCCAAUAGUUACUGAGUGGGUACUACAAGAAGUACAGGCAAAGGCGAAAGGAAACUUUCUCUAUGCUAGACUAAUUGUGGAUUGGCUGAAAGACCGUGUGUUCACUAUUGAUGACGUCGCAGUCUUUAUCAAAUCUAGAGUACCCGAUCACUUCGCCGAGAUUUACCACCGAAUUUUCCGCCAAUACUACCAAGAAGAUCAACACAAAUACGUCAGUCUAUUGUUCUCACUCAUUGCCUUCGCCCGGCGGCCUUUGCGCUGGCAUGAGCUUCGAGAAGCUAUGGCCCUGGCCUUGUCAGAUCCCACAAAUGGGGUCAACCCCCGAGCAGUGCCAAACAAUCUGCAACGACUAUUCGCCCCACUGAUCGAAACGCAAGAAGACCCCACUAAUCCAGAAAAUCCACUAUGUCGUCUUUGCCACUCCACUGUCCAGGAAUUCCUGGCCGCGAACCCCGACGUACUACGUUCCGGCACCUUAGGCCGAUUUCCCACUACGUCUCUCAUCGCCGCUUCUCGGGUGGGCCACAUAUAUCUUCGUUAUCUUUCUCAAGCAAAGUAUUCAACAUUAGUGGAUCUCUCGCGAAGUGAUUGUCUCGGAACACUCACUCUCUCAUACGACGACGCCCAACAACACGGUCUCUUACCAUAUAGCGCUGAGUACUGGGACCGACACCUGGAAGAUUUGGCGCCGACGCCAGCAAUUUGCAAGGAAUUGAUUGAAUUUUUGAGUUCCCCAAAUUUUCAAACCCUAAUUCAAGUACAGAGUUUGUUUGUUUGGGGGCAUUUUGAACAGUUCAGAGCUGAAGGCUCCGCAACAACGUGCAGACCAUUGUACAGACGGGCAAUACCUCGGUGGUUUGGACCAGAUUACGCCUCUAGAGACUUCGCAUAUCUCGAAGAUUCGCGAAAGAUUCGGCGUGACUACAGACAUUUUGCAAACGAAUGGGGGCACCUGCUUAACCUUGGUAAUUGUGAAACUUCCAAGUCGGGAAAGUGUCUAACGGAACACUUUUGGGGAGAGGUUGACAGGUGUCUGACGAGCCUUCUUGGGCCAACACACUUCAUGGCUCGGAUGAAGGAGAGGUAUCAGAGCUUCAUGCUAACAUGUGUGCCAUUCGAGUGCGGUAUGUGUAAACGAUUCAUUAUUGCCGACACUGUCUCCCCAUGUGGCUCUCAGUAUAUUGUGAUGUCUUCACCGUCAGAAAAGUCGCCACAAGUUUCUCUCGAAACGUGGGAUCUUAAAUCUCCCCAUGCUCCUCAAUGUGUCUCGGUCACCCCUGUCACUCCGGCCAACAUCGAUUUCAAGUCGGAUAAUGCACGGCCUAUUGCAUUCUCUCACACGGUCGCCAAAUUCGUCUCAGCUAAUCGCGAUGGUGAUGCCAGGAGCAUCUUGGACCAGCAUAAGGCGCACCGAAAUUUCGAGCCUCUUUCGACCGAGUUUGACAUGCGGGACGAAAUAGUGGUCAUUGCUAGCCGCAACGCGCACAAACGAGCCCACAAAGCGGAACCCCAAGGAGUUAACAGUCCAUCAGUAAAAGUAGUCGACGUGGAGAACGAUUCGGACAGUGAUUUCGCAUGGACCGAAAGUGGCAGUGACUCGGACGAUGAAUAUUCAUCCGACUUCACUGACGAGAACUCGGCUUGUGAGACAUGCAGCGAGGGAUCAACAUGCUUUGGGUCUGAUGAUUCAGAUAGUGAGAAAAGUGAGAUAGAAGCUGAACAUUCGCUUUCUGAGUCGUCGAAACAGGAUGACGAAGAUGAGGACGAGUGCGAUCUGCAGUCGACUGACGAUAAAGACGAAGAUGAGGACAACUGCGUGUCGGAUUCGACCGACGAUGAAGAACGCCCCGAGCCAGCAGGCGCUCCCGGUGGCAGGCCCAUAUUCAGGCCUCAAAGACUGACAGAAAGCGAGCUUGAACUUGAGGACGAGUCGCACAGAAAGAAAGAAGACGAUCGCCCAAUGUAUCCGGAUAUGCCAAUCCGCUUAAUUCAGCCGAAUGAUCGCAUCAAAGCAAGCAUCGAAGUCUAUGAUUGCAAACCCGGACAGAAUGUACGGAUGUUCCGCUACGAGCACGAAACUCCCGCAACAGGCAUGAUGUACCACUCACCUCCGGUACUGCAUCCGCACAAAUCACUAGUAGUGUGGCCACUCGGUGGCGGCGAAAUACUCUUCGCCGACUAUGCUGAGAAGAGCUACUUUAUCCGAGCGGCUUUGCCCACAACACGCGAUAGUAAGUGA